AUGAACCGCUUAUUCGGCUCCAAGCCCACGGGCCCCAAACCCACACUCAACGGCGCCAUAAACAAUCUCGACACCCGCAUCUCCUCCCUCGACACCAAACUCAAAGCCCUCAACGCCGAGCUAGGCGCCUACCAAGAAAAGCUCUCCCGCAUGCGCGACGGGCCCGGAAAGCAAGCGAUGAAGCAAAAGGCGCUCAAGGUGCUGCAGCGCCGCAAGGCGUACGAGGCGGAGAAGGAUAAGCUCGAGAGCCAGGUGUGGAACAUGGAGCAGGCGAACAACAUGCAGGACAACCUCAAGAACGUCAUGACGCAGGUGGAUGCCAUGAAGACGACCAACAAGGAGCUCAAGAAGCAGUACGGAAAGAUCGACAUCGACAAGAUUGAGCGGCUGCAGGAUGAGAUGGCGGAUUUGAUGGAUGUGGGUAAUGAGAUCCAGGAGAGCUUGGCGAGGAGUUAUGAUAUUCCUGAUGAUGUCGAGGAGGACGAGUUGGAUGCUGAGCUCGAGGCUUUGGGGAUGGAAGUUGAGAUGGAGCAUGAGAUGGGUGGUGCGGUGCCGGGUUUCCUGCAAGACGAAGUCGUGCCAGAUUUUGUCGACGAGCCGCCCCAGACUGAGGACAAGGUGAAGCAAGUUGCUGGUUAA
Molecule: messenger RNA, 639 nt
Organism: Fusarium pseudograminearum CS3096
Lineage: Eukaryota; Fungi; Ascomycota; Sordariomycetes; Hypocreales; Nectriaceae
Exons: 1
Coding region: 1-639 (212 amino acids)
Biological process (GO): vesicle budding from membrane; late endosome to vacuole transport via multivesicular body sorting pathway
Cellular component (GO): multivesicular body
Source: RefSeq, a predicted model, not a curated record